AUGGAAAAGUCAUGGGUUUGGUUACCUAGGAAUAGCAGUGAGUAUGCUGAAGGGGCAAAUAAUGAUGAUGGUCAUAGUUCUGGAUUAGAUGCUUAUGCGUUGUUUAGGUCAGCUUUCAGUGAUGAUGGGGAUAAAGAUUCUGAGUUUUGUAAGAAGUUGAAUGAAGCUGAAACACCAAUGUAUUCGACAUGUCACAAUUACACCAAAGUCUCUGCAAUUAUGGGCCUCUACCGCAUUAAGGUGAAGAGUGGGAUGUCAGAAAACUUCUUUGACCAGCUUCUGAUGAUGGUCCACGACAUGCUGCCUGAUGACAACGUACAUCCAAAGUCAACAAAUGAGUUGAAAAGGUUCUUGAAGGUAUUUGGAUUUGGCUAUGAUGUCAUACACGCAAGCAAAAAAGAUUGCAUUCUUUAUAGGAAGCAAUAUGAAAAGAUGGAAACCUGUACAAGAUGUAGUUCUUCAAGAUGGGAAAUCGAUAAACAGAUUGAUACUGUGAAGGAUGGAAUACCUGCCAAGGUCCUUCGAUAUUUUCCAAUCAAGGAAAGAUUUCAAAGGAUGUUUAGAUCAAGAAGGAUCGCUGAGGAGUUGUGUUGGCAUUUCAACAAUGCAUCAGAGGAUGGUACAAUACGACACCCGGUGGACUCGAUAACUUGGGCUCAGGUCAAUGGCAACUGUACAUGGCCAGUGUUCUUAGUGAAUUAUAAUAUGUCUCCAGUGAUGUGUAUGAAGGCUAAGAAUAUUAUGUUGACGAUGCUAAUCCCUGGGCCAACUGCACCAAGCAAUAAUAUUGAUGUUUAUCUACAACCAUUAGUAGAUGAAUUGAAGGACUUGUGGGAAGAAGGUAUUGAAGUGUACGAUGCAUAUUUGAAAGAGAAGUUCACACUUAAAGCUAUCUUGUUGUGGAGUAUCAGUGAUUAUCCAGCUUCAGGGACUUUGUCUGGAUGUAAAGUGAAGGGGAAACAAGCUUGUAAUGUUUGUGGGAAGGAUACACCACAUAGAUGGCUGAAGUUUAAUAGGAAGCAUGUGUAUUUGGGAAAUAGGAAACAGUUUAGUACUGGACAUCCUUACAGGCGUAGGAAAGGAUGGUUUGAUAACAUAGUUGAGAAGGAGACUGCAAGAAGAAUUCAAACCGGAUCAGAAAUAUUUGAGGCGAUUAAGAAUUUCAAGAAUGACUUCGGGAAACCAUUAAGUAGGGAUAGUAAAAGAAAACAAGCUGAGUUAUGUGAAGAUGAUGAUUUGCCGGUUCGCCAUAACAUCGAUGUUAUGCAUGUUGAAAAGAACUUGUCAGACGCUAUACUGUCUAUUAUGAUGAAUAGUGCUAAAUCAAAAGAUGGAGUGAAGGCAACGAAAGACCUGGAAGAGAUGGGGAUUAGAAGAAACUUGCACACACAAACCAAGGGAAAGGAAAUUUACCUGCCACCAGCAGGUUAUUGGUUCUCUAAGGAUGAAAAGAUCCGAUUUUGCAAGAGGUUAGCCAAAUUUAGAGGCCCUGAUGGGUACUGUGCAAAUAUUGCAAAUUGUGUUUCUCUGGAUCCUCUGGUUAUUCGUGGUUUGAAGUCGAAUGAACAUCACGUCCUUAUGCAAAAAUUAUUGCCUAUUGCAUUGAGAGGAUUGCUGCCAAAAGGACCUAGAGUUGCUAUUACUCGUUUAUGCAACUAUUUCAACCGGUUAUGCCAGCGUGUGAUUGAUCCAGAAAAGCUUAUUACUCUUGAGUCUGAGUUUGUAGAAACAAUGUGUCAAAUGGAGCGGUUUUUCGCUCCUUCACUAUUCUAUAUCAUGUUCCACCUUCCUCUACACCUAGGAAGGGAAGCACGGUACAUGAAAACACUGAAGACAUAUGUAAGGAAUUUUGCUAGGCCAGAAGUGUGUAUGACAAAGGCAUAUUUGGCUGAAGAAUGUCUUGCCUUUUGUUUAGAGUUUCUUAAGAGCACUCUACCAAUACAAGAAGCCAUCAACCGUAAUGAAUAUGUUAAAAGUGAUGAACAUAUCCUCGAAGACUGCCUUUUGAAGAAUUGUAAGCUACUAAUUUACGAUGUGCAAGAGAUGAGACUUAUUGUUGGAAACCUCAUACGGACCGGUUUGCAAGUGGAUAAAAGCAAAGAGGGUCAUUCAACCAAGCUUAGAUGGUUAGCAUUUGUUCCACGACAUACGGCUCAAAGCUACAAGGGAUAUGUCAUUAACGCCCAUCGAUUUCAUAGAGACGACGUAAAGCGAAUAACUCAGAACAGUGGAGUGACAUACGAAGCUUUCAAUAUGUGUAGAUCUAGUGCUCGAGAUAGUAGACAAAUGGCUGACAUGGUUGUAUACUACAGAGUGGUAAAGGAGAUCAUUAUCCUUGACUAUCACAUGUUCCAAGUUCCACUAUUUAAGUGCAGUUGGGCAAACAGAGGGUAUGGUGUAAAGGAAGAAGACAACUUCACUCUUGUGAACCUCUAUAUGAACCAGUCAUCUUUUCUACAAGAUCCAUACAUUAUGCCAUCACAAGCAAAGCAAGUUUUUUACUCUAGAGAAGAUGAUUCUUCAUCUUGGUAUGUUGUUAUGCGGGCGCCACCUAGAGGUUUAUCAUGA
Molecule: messenger RNA, 2568 nt
Organism: Camelina sativa (false flax)
Lineage: Eukaryota; Viridiplantae; Streptophyta; Magnoliopsida; Brassicales; Brassicaceae
Source: RefSeq, a predicted model, not a curated record